CAUUUUUUUAUCCUUUUCAGGCUUGUUGAGUAUUUUUGGUGAAACGUGCGUAAAAUGAGUAAUAUUCACUUGUGCCGCAAUGUGACAGCAGCGGAAAUUAAUGAAACUACAUACAAUGCGAACACAAUUGGAGCUCUCUUGGCAGCGUAUCGUUCAACGAUCAUGCACUCACCAAAAGUGCAAAAUAUGGAAUCUGAGGCGGUGUACCGCCUAAUUCAAAGAGACUUGCAGAAGGCGGACAAGGCGUACGCAUUAAUUACGUCAAACAAGUUAAGGCCGAAAGAACUAGAUAGCUUCAUUGACGUAUUGAAGACUCUAAUUCUUUCAUGCAUGAGGAAAAACAAAUUGGUGGAGCUAUGCAGAGUGUUUUACAAAGAAGAACAUGAAACGGAAUGUGAAACUGUAAUGGGACACGGUGAUGAUAGAGGACCUCCUGCAGUCCAUUCAGUACCUCCUGAUUCCAUUCCUGGAGAGCAACAACCAACAAACAACACAGCAGUGAUGGAAAGCUUGGGAUGUGAAGAACAUACGGAAAUUGGAAUGCAUGAUGUUGCUCAUUCCACCCCACCCUCGGAAGCUCCUCAAUUUGAGGCAGUAUCGGAAAAAUUUGAAUAUACAGAAGUUGCACCUUAUGUUCCUGAGGUUGCUGAUGUAACCCCACCCCUGGAAUUGCCUCAGCCUGAUGGAGAUACGGAAGUUCCAGACCAUGGUGUUGCUGAUAUUGCUGAGUUGAGACGAACCAAUGAAUUGUCGUUGCCUGAAUAUGAAAUUCCGGACUCAGGAAAUCAACAUUCAUCACAAUUCGUGGAAGCAGACCAACACCCUACUGAUUCACAUGCAUUGCUUGAAGAUGGAGUGGAAGAGCAACCAAGUUUGGAAGGUUCAAAUGCACUACAAGCAUUGAUUGAAGAUGGAGUGGAAGAUCAACCAAGUGUAGAAGGUUCACAUGCAAGACAACACAUAGGUAUUCAAACGAAGCUACCAAUUGCUGAUGAGGAUAAGUGUAAGGGAUGCAGUGCAGGGAAGGAACUCGUUGAAUUCUGUUACACAAACAGAUUGGAUUAUUGCAACGUCAACAUGCUGAAGCAGCUGCUGCAUGCAUGCUUCACAAAUUCAAGCAGUGAAGGGGAUAAUUGUAAGAAAUGUGAGAAGGUCUUGGAGGUAAUACAUAACGUUGAAGAAAUGCAGCUUAUGGGAAUUCAAGAUGAUGCAUUGUAUGACGUUGCAAAGAAAGCGAAGAAAAGAAUAAGGGCAUCCAUGAAGGAAUUCCAACAAAGGAACUUGUGGAAGGUGCGGUGUGAAAAUCGCGUUCAUACGCAAGCGGCGUUUCUUUUUUACAGCUACGCAACGUGA
Messenger RNA from Notodromas monacha, 1353 nucleotides. The record is from the annotation of a GenBank genome assembly. NCBI's taxonomy places the organism in Eukaryota, Metazoa, Arthropoda, Ostracoda, Podocopida, Cyprididae.